AUGGUGGACAUGCUGCGAGAGCUGUGGGUCAGGUACGACAUCACCUUUCACCUUAGCUUCGCAGACUUAAGCGACACCAAAGGGUUCCACAUGAGCUGGGCCAAGAAUACGUCCCAUCAGAUGGCAUUGAACUGGUUGGGAUCGUCAGGUGGCUUGCCCCGCGAUGCCCUCAGAAAGGCGAUAUUGGUUAACCUGGAUGGAGACAACAUCUUGGGAGCAAAGUUCAUCCCCGCCAUGCUGAAAAUGUUUUGCUCCCCAAACCUCUGCGUCGUCCAUUCGCAAGGAAAAGAGAAAGGUACUUGUGGGCGAAUGCUGGUGGCAGCCGACAUUUUUUGCGAGGUGGGAGGGUACGAUCAAGAACCUGACAUUUGGCCAUCGGGGUAUCAAGAUAUAGACAUGCGGGACAGAUGCGCGAGGAAGGGCUCGGGCCACAGGCAGAGCUGGGGAGAAUCAGGCACCGUUGAAGGUGCCCACCUGUACAUUGGGUGCGCGCUGGACAAUGUGCUCAAUGUGAAGAGGACGGUCGAGCGCGGAAGUGCCAAGGUGAAGAACACGAGCAGCCCUGAUGUGACGUGGGGCACGUACUUCGGCUGCGACAUGCUCGAUGGGAUGAAUGAUGCGAACUCGACGGCCAUGCGGCGGAAGCUCAAAGAAGGCCGACUGCGUCGCAACGAAGGGCUGAAACAGCUGGGCUGGCGGUCGACGACCGUCCGUCUGGAUGAGGUCCCGCGUUUGCGUGCAAUGAGCUCCAGACAGCUGGCUGAGACGUUGGGGGUGUCUCUUUUUGAGGAUGUUCUCAAUGCCAGAGGCCUCGCCUUGACAGGACAAGAGGCUGAGAGACAGGUGCGGGCCAGGACCAUGCCGGGCAGCAGCAGCGACGGCAGUGCAAGCCACAGGGGGCCGGGAAGUGAGCCCCGCUCCAUGCCAUCGCCGCCGAGAGGGUCCGUACGUCGAUCGGGAUCAGGUGGCGUGCCCCGUCCCGUGCACUUCGUCAAGCAGCUGAACCUUGUCACGUUCAGCUUCGGGUUCAAGAUGUUCGACCACUUCGCCAAGAGUCGUGGCAUGGCCAUGUUGGACACAAGCACAUGGUCGGCCUCGCGGAUGGCUCAGGAGUAUUACGCGAAAGUGGGUGGCAUAAAGGUUGACAAGCUCUUCGCGUCGAACGUCACGUUUUUCGGAGACCCUGCAGAAGUAAAGCGGAACAGGGCGAGGCUGGGCAAGAACCACACAGGCUUCCACAUUGUCAAUCUGCAGCAGCUGAUGAACGACGUCGCAUGGACCGCCUUCAUCAGUAAGAUUAGUAAGGUCAUCAAGGCGGCAGAGGACGAGGCAAUCGACACCAUUUGCCUGGCGUUCGGCUGCGACUGGGAACUCUGUAGCAAGGGUGUAAGGUAA
Symbiodinium sp. CCMP2456 is the source of this 1395-nucleotide messenger RNA. NCBI's taxonomy places the organism in Eukaryota, Dinophyceae, Suessiales, Symbiodiniaceae. The record is from the annotation of a GenBank genome assembly.